UUCCGCGAUCGCCAGACUUCUAUUAGUUUCGCGCCAAAAGUUACUUUGGAAACGGGCAAACACAUUCCCAUCGACGCGCCGCUCCCUAAGAUGAAAGGCCAUGAUGAGAGCUCCGUGGUGCAUCAUCGGACCCAUAGCGAGUCCGACAAGAUGCAUUACGAUCCUCACACGGGGGAGCCGCUAAGCCAGCGGCGACGACCCGAUCUGGCCUGGCGCGCAGGCAUUUCGCGGCAUCCUCUCUUGCAGCAUACGGUGGAUUCGCUGGCACACGAGGCUGAAGUGGAGGAGAGCGACAGAGUCGCCUCACUAACGUCAGCCACCACCGCAUCUUCUGGCUUGGACGGCUCUACAACUCCUAUAGACUAUCUUCAGUCGCCGCUCGCCGCGUCCUCUCCUAGCGAAUUUCCUUUCAACGGCAGCGCGGCUGGAUCACGCCGCGCCAGCAGCGUCAGGUCGAAAAACUUCUUUGGAAGCCAAAACAGUAGCAGGAGGAACACUCGCCGAACAUCGAACAGGUCUCGUUCAAACUCAUCCAUGUCCCCUGCGAGCGCUUUUCUGUCGCAAUGGGGCAAGGAUGAAGCGACUUCUUUGAUUGAGCCCGAUGACGAAGGCCAAGAAAUCCCCGACCACAGCGGGUACUUCAUCGGCAAGCAAAUCGGCUUUGGCGGAUUCAGUGUUGUGAAAGAAGUUUCAACCAUCGACAAUGGUAGGAAAAUCAUUCGCGCUGUCAAGAUCGUGCGCAAGCAAGUUUCCGGCAAAGACGAAACUGAGAACGACAAGCUCCAAGCCGAGUUUGAGCAUGAAGUCGAGAUUUGGAGAUAUCUCAAACAUCCGUAUAUUCUGCCCCUACUUGCUGUCUACGACACCCCAUUUGCCACAUUCUGCAUAACUCAGCUCAAUACAGGCGGCACGCUCUUCGACAUGGUCCGCACGAACCGCCAAGCGGGCAAACGUCUCGAGCCUCACCUGGCAAAGCGCUAUCUGUACCAACUCGCGUCGGCUCUCCGCUACCUGCACGAGGAUGUGCACGCCGUGCACCGGGAUGUCAAGCUCGAAAACUGCCUCAUUGACAUGUCUGGCCCCGACGCUGCAACCCAGGGUGGUAACGUACUACUCUGCGACUUCGGCAUGGCGGACUUCAUCACGAACGAGAACCGCACAACGCCGUCGCCACCCCCAGAGGCUGCCGACGAGAACAUCGGGCCCUGCGACACCAGCACCUGCGUCGCCGGCAGCAUGGAGUACGCGGCGCCGGAGCUUCUGGCAUCCAAAUCGCACAUCUACAGCACGGCGGUAGACAUGUGGGCGUUUGGCGUGGUUGCGUACACGCUGCUCACUGGCAAUCGGCCCUUCAGCCACAGCUUCCAACCAGCGCUGGUCAUGCUCAUCGUCAAGGGCGAAUGGGAUGAGCAGGCGCUGAGGGAAGCGUGCGCGGACGAUGAGGCUGUCGAGCUUGUCCGGAACUGUUUGGAGAAGGAUUCGCACUUGAGAUGGGACGUCUCUGAUGUUCUGGACAGCAGCUACCUGGAGGGCUGCAGUGCCAUGUACGAGGACAUGGAACGGUCCUGGCUG
Molecule: messenger RNA, 1572 nt
Organism: Aplosporella prunicola CBS 121167
Lineage: Eukaryota; Fungi; Ascomycota; Dothideomycetes; Botryosphaeriales; Aplosporellaceae
Exons: 2
Biological process (GO): mitotic DNA damage checkpoint signaling; protein phosphorylation
Cellular component (GO): nucleus
Molecular function (GO): protein serine/threonine kinase activity; ATP binding
Source: RefSeq, a predicted model, not a curated record